Molecule: messenger RNA, 940 nt
Organism: Branchiostoma floridae (Florida lancelet)
Lineage: Eukaryota; Metazoa; Chordata; Leptocardii; Amphioxiformes; Branchiostomatidae
Exons: 5
Coding region: 107-481 (124 amino acids)
Source: RefSeq, a predicted model, not a curated record
GUUCAGACACGGAGAAGGACGAGAGGUGGGAGUGACGACAGUGAAGAAGAUACUCCACGGAAGACAAGAACCCCGGCCAAGAAUACAGGCAGGCGACCUUGUUCUUAUGGCAAGAACUGCUACAGGAAGAACGUGGCCCACUUCAAGGAGUUUUCUCACCCCGGUGAUUCUGACUACAACUCUGAGACCGAGGACAGGGACGAUGGAGAGGAUGACGACAGACCUGAGUGUGAAUUUGGCAUCAAAUGUUACAGGAAAAAUCCCCAGCACAAGAAAGACUUCAAACACACACAGGAUCCAGAUGAAGAUGAAGAAGAAGAAAGACCCAAGCGAAAGGUUGCACAGAGAACGGGAGGUGCAGGACAGAAGAGAGAGAGCGAUGAUGAUGGUCUGCCCAACACUUACGACUACAACGACAGUUUCCUGGCUGAUGAAGACGAGGAAGCUUCAGAACAAUCCAGUUAUGGGGCUGGACAGGUGAACAAUGAUGAGGACUCUGACUGGGAACCCGAUGAUGAAGAGAUAGAAGAGUUGAAGCAUCUGAAGAAAGAAGCAAGACGAUUCGUCACCAGCAAGAAACUUCAACAGCCCACCUAGCUUUUUUUAUCGCUCGGAAUGUGGUACUGUAUGAGAUUUUGUUUCGUUGAUUUUAACACUAUCUUUUCUGUGCACUACUGAUAUUUUAUGAUGAACUACAUUAUACAGUCAUGUUUGUAUCUGUUUUGGUAGAGAUUGCAAUUUGGUAGAAUCAGCACUAUUAUCGGUAGAGGUAGCAAUCAGAAGAAACUCUGACUCAGUUAACAGCAUAGUCUGGUAAAAUUGCUGAUUGUACUGGCAAAGAUCGUGAUUGCAACCUCAGUCCACAGAGACUCCAACUGUGAUCUCUAUCGGCAGAAUCACUGAUUCUGCCAGUUUGCAAUCUCUACUUUGACAUGUACAU